Molecule: messenger RNA, 1555 nt
Organism: Peromyscus eremicus (cactus mouse)
Lineage: Eukaryota; Metazoa; Chordata; Mammalia; Rodentia; Cricetidae
Gene: Lsm4
Product: LSM4 homolog, U6 small nuclear RNA and mRNA degradation associated
Exons: 4
Coding region: 912-1286 (124 amino acids)
Biological process (GO): spliceosomal snRNP assembly; P-body assembly; mRNA splicing, via spliceosome
Cellular component (GO): P-body; U6 snRNP; spliceosomal tri-snRNP complex
Molecular function (GO): U6 snRNA binding
Source: RefSeq, a predicted model, not a curated record
GCUGCCAUGCUGCGGCUCUUAUUUAUUUAUUUGAGGAUCAGCCUGGACACCCUUGUCACUGACCACCAAGGCCGUCUGCCCAGCACCCAUUGGCACAAGCUGAUCCUCCACCUCCUGUCCUUCCAGGAAGCCUCUACCGGAAGUGUGCUCUAGCUUACUUCUGCCACCAGGCUCCCCAGUCUUCUGAGGAAGGGCCAUGGGCUGCAGGGUCCCAGUCCUCUCAUAACCCAAAGUCACCAUACUGGACCUGGUGGCUUCUGAGGAGUCUGGGUCCCUUGUUUUGUUUUGUGUUUUGAUUCGUUGGGUUUUUUGUUUUGUUUUGAUGAGACCUCACUGUAUAACCCUGGCUGGCCUGGAACUCACAGAGAUCCACCUGCCUCUGCCUCUGAGUGCUGGGAUUAAACAUGUGCGCCCCCACACCCAGCUAUGUUUUGGUUUUUGUAGUAGUUUUGGAGACAGGUCUCAUGUAGCUCAGGCUGACCUCAAGCUGUGUUGAAGACCCCCCAACCUCAGCCUCCUUGGUGCUGGGGUGAGAAGUGUGCAGCAUCACACCGAGUUUGUGUUGGUGUUUGUGGGUCUGGAAGGUGUGUUACCAGCUGCUCUGUCACCAUGUCCUGGACCAGCCCUCAGCCCUUCCACCCAUGCCCCAGGCGAUGCCCCAAGCCACCCCGUCUAGAGGCACAGCAACAGGGCGUGCUUUGUGUUUCCAGGGAUUCCUUCCCCACUGGAUUUGGAACCUUUGGCCUCAUCCCCAAAACCAUGGAACCGGAAAUCCCAGGCACUGUGUAGCCUUGGGGUUCAGAAGGCUGUGGCCCGCCUAGGCUGUAUAACAAGACGCCAUCAGGAGAGCAAGCAGAUAAAUAGCCUACAAGCUCCCCUUGUCACUGCUGAAGACAGCGCAGAAUCACCCCAUGCUGGUGGAGCUGAAGAAUGGGGAGACCUACAAUGGGCACCUGGUGAGCUGCGACAACUGGAUGAACAUCAACCUCCGAGAGGUGAUCUGCACGUCCAGGGACGGCGACAAGUUCUGGCGGAUGCCCGAGUGCUACAUCCGUGGCAGCACCAUCAAGUACCUGCGUAUCCCUGAUGAGAUCAUCGACAUGGUGCGGGAGGAGGCCGCCAAGGGCCGAGGGCGAGGGGGACCGCAACAGCAGAAGCAGCAGAAAGGCCGAGGCAUGGGUGGUGCUGGCCGAGGUGUGUUUGGUGGCCGGGGCCGGGGUGGCAUCCCGGGUGCGGGCCGUGGUCAGCCCGAGAAGAAACCAGGACGGCAAGCGGGCAAGCAGUGAAUAGGCACAGACCAAGCAGAGCCCAGGACGGUGGGCUAGCCUCUGGGCGCCUUUGCGUGAAGCCCCUGGCUCCCACUGGCUCAGUUUCUGGAAGGUUCCAAGUCAGAGGCACCUCUGAAGCCCUGGAUGUUCUUUGAAGGGCCGGCUUUUUCCAGGCUUGUUUUGAGUUUCAUGUUGGAGCCAUAGGUCAGCACGUGUCGGGCUGGCCUGUCCCUCCCCAGUGGACCCCUUAUCUCUUGUUAUGAAAAUAAAGGCGAGCAUCACAGACA